AUGCAUUUGACGGCGAACGGCGGCCAGGCAGUCAACUACCAGGCCCCCGGAGCCGCCGGGUACCAGCUUACCUGCCGAUCGUUCCUGGUGGCCCUCCUGCUGGCCGUGGUGAUGAUGUUCUGCACGGCCUUCCUCAGUGUGGAGGUGUACCAGCGCCUGCGCGCGCCGCAGCCAACCAACUUCGCCGUCCUUGACGAGUACAGCCGGCUCCUGAAUGAGAAAACCGAGGCCGAGCUGCUUCUCUGGCACAUCGGGUAUCUACAACAGGGCCGCGCCGAUGUCAAGGUUGAUGUUCAGCCCUCCAUGUCCAUGCAAUCCGGCGUGUCGCACGAGUCGUCGCCGAUCCCCGUUCGGCCGCGAUCGGACGCCCCCCUCCGGCCAUCCCAGAUUUCUACCUCCCCCUCACGCCGGUCGCGCAAGAAGACCGGCGGCGACGUGGCCAGCAUCGGGUCAAGUUCCCUUCCGCCGAGCAGCCCACUGUCACACUCCCCCGGGGGAGCCCUGGCCGGCGGGCCUGCCAUCCUCGCGGGGCACCAUGCCCCGUCGUCGGCCAGCACGGCCGAUGUCUCGGUGCUGCGUUUGAUUUCCGGCGUCGAGCGCCGCCGCCGUAGUGACUCCAUCCUGGCAAACCUGCCGCCCAAGCUCGCCGACACCGGCUCCUCACUCAGUGCCUCGGACAUUGCCCUCCAGUCUCCCGGGCGGAUGUCCGACGCUGGUGCCCCGGGAGCCGGCGCCGGGAUCAGCCCGGGUGCCGGGCUUUCGGUGGCCUCGCCUGCGUUGGCGGAUGCCGGAACCGGCGCCGGGCCGCUUUCGCCCCACGUGCCGGUGACACCGGCGGGAUCGGCAUCGGCCCCGGCCGCAGCCAGCCAGGCCCCCGAGCUGGCAGCGGCCCCGACAGCCAUGGACCCGAAGAAGGCCGCCAUGCUGGCGGUCUACGCAUCGCUCAAUGGCCAGGAGCCGAGUGUGACACUGGAGGGGACGGAGAUCGUCAGCUCCCUGGUCCCCGGGGCCUUUGACGAUGUGUUUGCCUCGGUCUUCGACAUGACUGACGAUGUAUUCCUGUCCUUCCACCGGCGGUGUCGGAAUACCGGCAUCACGGCGCACGGCCAGGCCGCGGACUUCACCGGUGACGGGCCAUGGAACCCCUCACGCGAGGCCGUCGGCGGCACGCGCGACAUCCAGUACUCCAUCCCCAUCAACAUCCCGAUGACCAGCAAGACCUCCACCCCCUGCUUCGAGACCCAGAUCAUUUACAAGUAUGAGCCGGCGUACAUUUGCGUGGAGACCAUCACCCGCACGCCGGAGGUCCCCUUCGGCGAGUGCUUCGCCAUCCAUUGCAAGUACUAUUUCAUCGGCCGGACCCCCGGCGAGUCGCGCUUCGUGGGCACGGCCCAGGCCAAGUUCUCCCGGUCGACCAUGUUCCGGUCCAAGAUCGAGAAGACCUCCAUGGAUCAGAUCAAGGUGACCAUGAACUACUUGCUGGACUCGAUUCGGGACAAGUUCCAGUCGCGUGACUCGACCGGAGCCGCUGGGCUCCUGUCGGCCGGGGCCGCCGCCGGAUCCGGCACGGCGGGCACCCAUGCCGGCGGGGCUGGUGCUGCGGCCGGCGCGGCCGGCGGGGCAGCCGGCACCGCCGGGGCCAAGGGCCUCGGGGCCGAUGGCUCUGCGGCUGACUCGGCGGCCGCCAACAAUCGCGGCCUGGUGGCCGGCCUGGCCGGCGGUCUGCUGUCUGUCGUGACCGGCGCCUUGGGCACCGUGGGGGGGCUCUUUUCCGCGGUGUCCGGGGCGGCCAGUGGGUCCGGGUCGCCAGGUGGCCAGCCGGCGCCCGGGCAGAAGGAGGGGCAUGCCUCGUCCUCCCGCCAUCACACUCGCCUCACCACCCACUCCGGGAUGGUGACCACCGCCUUCGGCACCCCGGCCAAGAACGCCGUCUCCCUUGCCACCGGCACCGCCUCCAAGGCCGCCGUUAUUGCCAAGCAGAACGAGAAGAAGUUCACCCAGUCCCAGAACGUCACCACCUCCUUCUCCAACUACCAGCCCCGUCGUUUCUACUCCACCAAGUUCCCCCACAACGACGCCAUGUACCCCGUCGACAGCCCGAUCGAUGAUCCCACCCGCCGUGCCUUCACCUACUUCAUGAUUGGCUCCGCCUCUUUCGUUGCCGCUGCCUCCGUCAAGAACCUGGUCACCGAUUUCCUUGCGGCGCCCCCUGCGUCCCACUUCGCCCGCCACGGGCAGACCCCUGCGCUGCCGCAUACUGACCAUCAGGAUCCCCCCUCCGCGCUCCCCCCGACGCCAUGCGCCAACAGCAACCUUUCCGCCUCGGCUGAUGUCCUGGCCCUUGCCAAGGUCGAGAUCGACCUGACCACCAUCCCCGUCGGCAAGUCCCUGGUCGUCAAGUGGCGCGGCAAGCCCAUCUUCGUCCGCCACCGCCCCCAGUCCGAGAUUGACGAGGCCAACUCCGUCGACAUUUCUACCCUGAUCGACCCCCAGACCGACGCCGAGCGUGUUGUCGACCCUGAGUGGCUGGUCCUGCUCGGUGUGUGCACCCAUCUGGGCUGUGUCCCCAUGGGCGAGGCUGGCGACUACAACGGCUGGUUCUGCCCCUGCCACGGCUCUCACUACGAUGUGUCCGGCCGCAUUCGCAAGGGCCCGGCUCCCCUGAACCUGGAGAUCCCGCCCUACUCCUUCAUCGAGAACAACACCAAGGUUGUCAUCGGUUAA
Messenger RNA from Fonticula alba, 2724 nucleotides. RefSeq lists its product as hypothetical. Gene Ontology annotation, biological process: mitochondrial electron transport, ubiquinol to cytochrome c. The transcript is spliced from 10 exons. Gene Ontology annotation, molecular function: 2 iron, 2 sulfur cluster binding; quinol-cytochrome-c reductase activity. The record is from RefSeq and is a predicted model, not a curated record. Bases 1 to 2724 code for a protein of 907 amino acids. NCBI's taxonomy places the organism in Eukaryota, Rotosphaerida, Fonticulaceae. Gene Ontology annotation, cellular component: membrane.